Molecule: messenger RNA, 633 nt
Organism: Knipowitschia caucasica
Lineage: Eukaryota; Metazoa; Chordata; Actinopteri; Gobiiformes; Gobiidae
Source: the annotation of a GenBank genome assembly
AUGGAUGAUAACAAGUACAGAAGCGGAGGCAAUACCUCACCCUCCCUUCGCAUGUGUAAUGGGUACGUUCUGCCUGAAGGCAAGAUCACUCCCAAUGCCCUGUUUGUUGGUGGGAUUGAUACAAAGGUGGAUGAAAAUGAAAUGCGUGACUUCUUUGAGACUUUCGGGGCUGUCAAAGAAGUCAAAAUAAUCACAUACCGAGGAGGGUUUUGCAAAGGGUAUGGCUUUGUCUACUUCAGCGACGAAGUGGACAUUCAGGAAAUCGUCAACAAACAGAUCAGUUUUCAGGGCCGUCAGCUUAAGUUGGGCCCAGCCAUCAUGAAAGAAAGGAGUGCGCGGUCCAUGUCUCCUCGCCUGUUUGGCCCAGCUCCAUGGAUGAAUCCCACACAGUACAUUUACUGCUCCUGCUGCGCACCCAUGGGCGGGGGCCCUCAGUCCAUGAUGAGUGGAGGCAAUCCAUACAGUCAGCCGUACUACUCUGGUUUCGGAGGAGUCGUGAUGCCCGUGAACUACCCCCAGAGUCCGUACACAUACCAGUACUCUCCCCCUCACUGGACCGCAGACCAGAGGACCCGACACCUCAACCAGAACUUUGUGGACUGUGGGGUUCAGACCAUGCUGACCGUUUUGUGA